UUCUGAUUUCACGAAUGAUUCGUGUCUAAGCGUACUUUCAUAUUCGAUAUUAAAUCGAUAUCUAUAGAGAGAGACAUCGAUUCCAAAUUUAAUUUUUGUGACAUUUUUUAAUAGUUUAAAAUGGUGUUUUUAUAUAAGCGUGUUAUGGAUGAUUAUGAAAAACGUCUCCAAAGAAUGAAAUCAGAGGAGGAGGGUACAGAGCUUGAACUGGAAGCUCUGUACAGAAGAUACUGCGUCAGACUGAAGCACGCUCUGUUCGUGUCUGCUCUGUGCGUCACUCUGCUCUGUUGUACUGCGCUGCUCUGUGCAGUAUGCGUGCUGCAUGCACAGGAGUUGUCAUCUCAAGUGAAGGCAGUAUCGACGCUGUCAGUGACGGUGUGUGUGCUGGGAGUGGUGCUGGCUUUGGCGUUGCUACCAGCAGCUGCAGAGUGCGAGGCGCUGGCGCUGGCCGGUUCCUUGCUCGUCACACUAUGCCUCGGCGCAGGCACGCUUAUGGCAACGCAUCAUGCGCCGUUGCCGCUCUUCGCACUUAUACUGAUGGUGCAUACAAUGAUGCCUAUAGCCCGACGGAUUGCUCUGGGCAUGUCAGCGUGUCUUACACUGGCUUAUAUGGGAGUUGCUAUUGGACUGGGUCCUGCGGGCCAAGAGGAUCAAUUCUACCAACAGCUUACCUGUGAGCUGGCUCUUCUACUGUCAGCGAGCGGGAUAGGACUGUACUACCGCGUGCUAACGGAGCGCGCCCACAGGAACACAUUCGCCGGCACCAGGACGUGUCUGGAGCAACGCGUCAAGCUGGAGUGCGAGCGAGAGCAGCAAGAGAGACUACUACUGUCAGUGAUCCCUGCCUAUAUCGCAGCUGAGGUGAAAAGAUCGAUAAUGUUAAAGAUGGCGGACGCGUGCGCCGACACGUCGAAGCAAACUCGCUUCCACGAGAUGCACGUGCAGCGGCACAACAACGUCAGCAUUCUGUACGCGGACAUCGUCAACUUUACACCACUCUCUGAACGACUCAGCGCCUCAGAUUUGGUUAAGACACUCAAUGAACUAUUCGGAAGAUUCGAUCAGAUCGCCCAGGAGAACCAGUGCAUGCGCAUCAAGAUCCUCGGCGAUUGCUACUAUUGCGUCUCAGGGCUGCCAGUGUCGCGGCCAAACCACGCAUACAACUGCGUCAAUAUGGGCCUGCAGAUGAUUGACGCGAUACGGUUCGUCCGCGAGGCAACCGGUUUCAACGUAGAUAUGCGCAUUGGCAUCCACACGGGCAACGUGCUGUGCGGAGUCCUGGGGCUUCGGAAGUGGCAGUUUGAUGUCUGGAGCGACGAUGUCACGCUUGCCAACCACAUGGAAUCAGGAGGGAUUGCUGGACGUGUCCAUAUCACUAAAGCGACUAUGCUGCAGUUGGGAGGUAGAUUUGAGGUGGAACCAGGAGAAGGCGCUUCUAGGGAAGGGUACCUUGCUGACCACAAGGUGGAGACCUACCUUAUCGUACCUCCCAGGAAACCAUCAGGUGUAGCAGAGAACGGACGUCUGUCUGUGUGCACAGUAGACCGUAAGGCGAGCGUCGUCUCCUCCUUAUACCAGGACGUGUCACCGACCAAGCCGCGGGACAACAUCAGUCCUGCUCCCUCGCAGCACAGCUUUGUGGAACAGGAGCCCACUAAAGUGCUCAGAUCUGAGUCUCUACGAUAUCCUGGAGAAAUCAGUCGUAGAGCAUCAGUUAAAGUAGAAGGACCUCGCACUGUUGCUUUUGAAAAUAACACUACAGGAGAAGGACUCGGCAAUGGUGUUACAAUCAGCACUAAACCGAAGAGUCGAAGUGGAUCCAUUAUUGGUGCCAUCAGUCCUAUCAUGGGCACAGCGACUCCCGGCGUGCCUUCCCGAUCCCGUCCUUCCAGCAAGAUGACUAAAUACGUGGAAUGUUGGGGCGCUGAUAAGCCUUUUGCGAAUAUAACGGAUUCAACACUAGCUAAAAACAUCGGUAUAUCGAGCCUCGCUAUGAUAGAACAGAACCUGCUGCCGCAGCGCACGUGCUGCGAGUGCGGCGGCAGCGCCGAGGGCAUGAGCAGGGCCACGCUGUGGUUCUCGCGCGGGGACCAGGAGCGCCAGUACAGGGACCAGGCCGACGACCACUUCAAGUACAACGUGGCGUGCGCCACUGCGCUCUUUGUGCUGCUGGCACUUAUACAACUGCUCACCGUGCCUAAGAGUAUAGUAAUGUACGCGGCGUUCGGCCCCACUCUGCUGACCCUUAUUGUGUUCGUCUACUUGUCGUGGUGCGAUGGACGCUUCGCCUUCUCCGACGUCCCUGAUGAUUACGACAACUGCUAUAAACCUGGACAGGUUGUGGCUCACAAUUGCUACAUCAGAUUCACAAUGUUUCUGGUGACUGUACUUUUGAUUAGUUCCUGUGCUGUUAUUAACCUGUUCCAAACAUUCCUGGUGCAAGAAUUUCCAGAAGAAGUAUGGAGUACAAGUAACAGCACCAAUUCAGAAAACAUCACUGGAGUUCCUCUGUUCGUGGACGUCGAUUCAGCUCCGAGUUUCAUCUACAGCUCGGUGCUGACGCUGGCUUCAAUAUCAGUGUUCCUGCGCGCGGGUUUCCUCCUCAAGCUGCUCCUCAUGAUCCUCACUCUCGUCUGCCACAUCUCACUCUUCGCCUCCGCUGAACUCUUCAGCCAGUACCAGAAAGGAGAGAUAGAUACAGAGUUCUCGAUGCUGCCGUACUCCGCGAAGGCGGGGCUGGUGCUGGUGUUCCUGGCGGCGCUGCUGCACAUCCUCGACCGCCAGAUCGAGUUCACCUCGCGGACUGACUUCCUCUGGAAGGACAAGCUCAAGGUGGAGCAGGAGGAGGUCGAGACUAUGAGAGGAAUUAAUAAGAUUUUACUAGAGAACAUUCUGCCGGCGCACGUUGCUGAACAUUUCCUCACUUCGGUUGCAUCAGAGGAAGAUUUAUACCACGAGCGGUAUUCCAGCAUCGCGGUCAUGUUCGCCUCCAUCCCUAAUUACAAGGAGUUUUACGACGAGACCGAUGUCAACAAACAAGGCCUUGAAUGCCUUCGAUUGCUUAACGAAAUCAUAUGCGACUUUGAUAAGUUGUUGUUAAAACCAAAAUUCAGUUGCAUCGAAAAGAUUAAAACGAUUGGCAGCACUUACAUGAUCGCUUCAGGUUUGAGACCUGGCAAAGAAGAACAAUUGGAUGCGAACAGAAAGGAAGAGCACACGGUGGCAAUCCUCGUGGAGUUCGCGAUCGCUUUGAUGACAAUUCUAGACCAAAUAAACAGGGAAUCAUUCCAGAGGUUCAAACUAAGGAUAGGGCUGAACCACGGGCCGGUGAUCGCGGGCGUGGUGGGCGCGCAGAAGCCGCAGUACGACAUCUGGGGCAACACCGUCAACGUCGCCUCGCGCAUGGACUCCACCGGCCUCAUGGGCAGGAUACACCUCACUGACCACACCGCUAAGGUACUGAUGAACGUGGGAUACACUUGCGAGUGCAGAGGUCCAACUUUCGUCAAAGGAAAAGGCACUUUAACGACAUAUUUCGUGAAGACGCCAAACUUUACUGGUGGGAUAUAAUUUAAUAUAGAUAUCUAACUUAAUAAUUAAAUUUAAACCUUAUUCUAACCAUAUAAAGGUUAUUUUCAGUGUUUCUCAAUAUACCUUAAGAUUUUUUGUA
Molecule: messenger RNA, 3670 nt
Organism: Papilio polytes (common Mormon)
Lineage: Eukaryota; Metazoa; Arthropoda; Insecta; Lepidoptera; Papilionidae
Product: adenylate cyclase type 2-like
Exons: 24
Coding region: 121-3570 (1149 amino acids)
Biological process (GO): cAMP biosynthetic process; adenylate cyclase-activating G protein-coupled receptor signaling pathway; intracellular signal transduction
Cellular component (GO): plasma membrane
Molecular function (GO): adenylate cyclase activity
Source: RefSeq, a predicted model, not a curated record